Cucurbita pepo subsp. pepo (vegetable marrow) is the source of this 2394-nucleotide messenger RNA. RefSeq lists its product as uncharacterized. NCBI's taxonomy places the organism in Eukaryota, Viridiplantae, Streptophyta, Magnoliopsida, Cucurbitales, Cucurbitaceae. Gene Ontology annotation, cellular component: plasma membrane. The record is from RefSeq and is a predicted model, not a curated record.
ACUCCAAAAUUACAUCACUGCCACUGUCUUUAUAAUGGCCUCAUUGUGGCUGACGUGCCUCGCCGCCGGUUGUCGCACGGCGGUGGCUUGCGCUAUAAUUGCCGGAGCCACCAUGUACGGCCCGGCUUCUCUAUGCCGGGUUGUGACGUUUCCGGCAUUCUCUUACGUGACCGCCAUCUUGAUAGUAACGAACGCCACGGUGGGCGAUGCCAUCCGUGGCUGCUGGCUGGCGGUGUACGCGACGGUGCAGACAGUGUGUCCAGCCAUGGCGGUGUUUUGGUUCAUCGGACCGACGAAAUUCUCGUACGAAACGAUUGCUUUGACGGUGGCGCUGGCUUCGGUUGUGGUGGUGCUGCCGAGCUCCACCCAUGUGUUGGCUAAACGGAUUGCGUUGGGUCAGAUUGUGAUUAUUUACGUGGUCGGUUUCAUCGGCGGCGCUCAUACUCAGCCGCUCAUGCACCCUGUUCAAGUCGCCGCUUCGACAGCCAUGGGCGUCUUUGCCACUAUCGUCGCCACCCUCCUUCCCGUUCCCCGCCUUGCUUCUCUUCUGGUGAAAAAGAAGAGCGAAGCAAUGGUGGACAACGUGGCAGAGCGGUUAAGGCUAUUGGUGAAAGCACUUCUUGCUGACAGUGACACAGUGGCAGUAGGGUCCAUUUCUAAAGCCUCACUAUUAUCCACGUCAGCAACCAAACUCCUGCGGCCCAUAAAACAAUACCAAGAAAGCAUGAAAUGGGAGUGGAUACCACUGAAAAUAUGGCAAUUGGGAUGGCUAAGCAGCAGCCAAAGAUUAGAAGAUUUGGAAAGGCCCAUAAGGGGAAUGGAAUUAGCUUUAUCAACCAUACCUUCAUAUCCAAUUCAUAAUGAAGCUCUCAAAAAUGGCGUAAACGCCUUGGAAAAGCACAUAACCCAAGCUUUAAACCAAGCCAAUGCCUUUCCACACCUUGAUUCAGUGCAUACCUUCCCCAAUUCAAACCCAGAUGAGUAUCCAAUCAACAAUGUCCAAUCCAUUCAAAUCAACAAUCUUCCCUCCCUGUUCUUCGUAUUCUGCAUGAAACUCCUCCUCGAAAAAUCCCAAAAAGACCCUCAAAAACCGAAGAAAUCCCAAGAACAAAAACAAGAACAAGAACAAAAACGGCCGAUUUUGAGCUGCGAGAGACUAAUGGCAGCGCUAAAAUCGGCUGUUUCGUUGGGAAUGGCAGUGUUUUUGGGACUAAUGUAUAGCAAAAAGAAUGGAUUUUGGGCAAGUUUGGGAGUGGCUGUCAGCAUUUCUUGUACUCGAGAGGCUACGUUCAAGGUAGCUAAUGUGAAGCUGCAAGGAACCGUGGUGGGCUCUGUUUAUGGCCUUUUGAGCUUCGUUGUUUUUGAGAAGUUCUUAUUGGGGAGGCUUCUUUGCCUUGUUCCAUGCUUUGUUUUCACUAGCUUUCUUCAAAGAAGCAAAAUGUAUGGCCCAGCUGGUGGAGUCUCCGCGAUUAUUGGAGCUGUCAUCAUUUUAGGAAGAACAAAUUACGGCUCUCCUAAAGAUCUCGCCUUUGCUAGAAUCGUGGAGACAAUCAUUGGAGUAUCAUCUUCAAUCAUUGUUGAUAUCAUUUUACACCCGACCAGAGCUUCUAGAUUAGCUAAAAUUCAGCUCACUUCCACUUUACAAGCUCUUCAAAAAUGCAUUGAUUCAUUGAGUUUUCAAGGGGAAGAAUUGGAGAAAAGCUCCAAAGAUUUGGGAGUUCAUGUCGGUGAGCUGAAGCAGCUGAUUGAUGAAGCUGGGAUGGAACCAAACUUUUGGUUUUUGCCAUUUCAGAGUGGUUUAUAUGGAAAGUUGUUCGGAUCUUUGUCGAAAACGGUUGAUUUGUUUGCUUUCGCUCAUCGUUCGAUGCUCGAAAUCCGACAGAAUCAUUCGUCGUCGUGGGGGAAAAUCGGCGAGAAUUUAGCAGAGGACGUCGAGGAUUAUAAGGAGAGGGUUGGUGGGUUGGUGAGAUGUUGUGUGGAUGUGAGUUCAUUGGAGUCAUUGAAGAAGCUUGAGAAGGAAGCAGAGAAGAAGAAGACGGAUGGGUUAGAGGACGUUGAGAUGGGAGAAGCUGAAAGGGUAAUGGAAAUGGAGAAAAUGGCGAAGGAAAAGAUGGUUAGUUCAUUUGUGGAGCAUUCAGUGGAGAUUGUUGAGCAGAGAGGUGAAAGUGAAGCAAUUGUGAGCUUAGGUGCUUUGGCUUUUUGUUUGAACUGUUUGAUGAAGGAGGUUGAAGAAAUUGGGAAGGGAAUUAGAGAGUUGAUUCAAUGGGAGAAUCCUUCAAGCCAUGUUGAUUUCAAUGAAAUCAUGUCUAAGAUUCAUGUUGUACAAAAGGGUGUAAAGGGUUAAUUUAAAAGAAACGAUAUCAUUUAAUAAUAUACUAAUCCGUCUUGAGAAUC